UGACAAAACGCCGCAGCACUUUUUUCAGUUUGUGGUCUUGCGGAACAUGGCGUGCAACGGUGACGGUGGCGUGCAAGCGGUGAACGGCGCGGGCUCGAUGAACGGCGGUUCGCCGCGUAAACGCGCCCGCACCGAGCCCCUUAACAGGGUGACGGUGGUGCUGGGGGCGCAAUGGGGCGACGAGGGCAAGGGCAAGGUGGUCGACAUGCUCGCCACCGAAGUGGACGUCGUAUGCCGGUGUCAGGGAGGCAACAAUGCUGGUCAUACCGUUGUAACGAAUGGUGUUGAGUACGAUUUUCAUUUGUUACCAAGUGGAAUCAUCAAUCCUAACUGCAAAGCAGUUAUUGGCAAUGGUGUGGUCAUCCACUUGCCCGGUCUAUUCGAUGAAGCGGAAAAGAACGAGAAGAAAGGUCUGAAGAACUGGAAGGAGCAGUUGAUAAUCUCAGAUAGGGCCCAUCUCGUGUUCGAUUUCCAUCAGCAGGUCGAUGGAUUGCAGGAGCAGGAGAACAACCAAAAGGGUCAGGGAUUGGGUACGACCAAGAAAGGUAUCGGACCGACUUACUCGUCGAAGAUGACCAGAAACGGUUUACGUAUUGGCGAUCUCCUCGGCGAUUUCGAAAAAUUUUCGAAGAGAUUCCAAGGUUUGGCGAACGUUUACCAACGAAUGUUCCCAAAUCUCCAGGUCGACGUGGAGGAGGAGCUGAAACGCUACAAGAAGUACGCCGAAAUGGUCAGACCACUUGUUUUCGACACCGUCUCGUUCCUGGACAAGGCUCUGAAACAAGGUCAGAAGAUUUUGGUUGAGGGCGCCAAUGCUGCCAUGCUGGAUAUUGACUUCGGAACGUAUCCGUACGUCACGUCAUCAAACUGCAGCGUGGGAGGCGUGUGCACGGGCCUAGGAAUUGCCCCUAUGCGGAUAGGGGAAGUUAUCGGUGUCGUGAAGGCCUAUACUACUAGGGUCGGAGAUGGCCCCUUCCCCACCGAGCUUAAAGACGAAAUCGGCGAUCUGAUGCAGACAAGGGGUGGUGAAAUCGGCGUAACCACCAAGAGGAAGAGGCGCUGCGGAUGGCUUGAUUUGGUGCUGUUGCAAUACACCAAUAUGAUUAACGGUUACACGGCGCUGUGCCUCACCAAAUUAGAUAUUUUAGACACGCUGCCCGAAUUGAAGUUGGCUGUGGGAUACACGCUUAACGGCAAGAAGAUCGAGUAUUUCCCCUCGACCGCAUCUGAUCUUUCCCAAGUUGAGGUUGAAUAUAUUACCAUGCCUGGCUGGCAGAAGAGUACAGAAGAUGUGAGGUCGUUUGAUGAUCUACCGGAUAACGCCAAAAACUACGUGAACAAGAUUCACGAACUCUUAGAUGUUCCUGUGAGGUGGAUAGGAGUUGGAAAAGGUAGAGAGUCCAUAAUACCUUAUCAAAAUUAACACCACGUAAAUGUUUGUAAAGUAAUGUUGUAUCCUGAUCUCCAGUUGUUUUUAAAAAAGCAAAAAAAAAUAUGGUGCAUAUUGUUGUGGCCUAUGACCGUCGUUAUUUUAGGUUUCAACACGUGGCCUAGAUGUUACGCUCUGUUUCUAAUUCAUUAAAUGUAAAAGAUUGUUAUAUUUUUAUAUGAAAUCUGAAAAUGUGAGUUUGCUGUGUUUACCAGAGGCUAUUUUUGUUUUAUUGUUUAAAAGACAACCGUUGUUGAAUGUGAUAUUGUUUGAAGGUGUAUUUACUUAUGUAAAUAAAUCAGGAUUUUUAAGUAUUGCUUAACAAUAAUAUUAUAAACAUCUUUUACUUGUACAUGACAGUAUGGUAGUGGUUGCUGGCCAAAAAAUUAGUCAAUUAAUUUCACAACUUAAAUCAGUAUAAGCCGACUGUCAAAUAAUCGUUUAGAACUUGAGAAAUGUUCCAGUGAAUGUACUUAAGUAUGUAUUGUACACCUCUAAUGAUAUAAUUGUUGUGAUGUCUUCCACUUUUUUUUUGUAUUAAAUUAGCGAUCAGUAACCGACACGUAAUUGGUUUUCAUUGAAGUUUUUUCUAACUUUUUGGGUAUUGACCGCUGUAGGUAUAUUCAAAUAUUUCCCAAGAACUGUAUAUACCGUGAGUAAAAUUUAUAAUGUACAAGGAUCUAAUUUUUACUUCGGAAAGGUAUUCUUGUGGGAUUUUUACUCAUUAAUAUAAGGCUUAGCUUUAGAUAGAAAUAUUCUUACACAUGUUUCUAUGAAUUGUCGUAGUGCCUAAAAUUUUGCCAAAAUAUUAAAAAGCACAACUUAAUUUACAUUUUUCUUUUUAUUGUCAAAUUUCGUUUAGCAAAUGCAAUAAAUUAAAUUAAUUUAAUUGACAACUUUAGUUGUAAUUGAUGUUAUAUAGGUUUUUAUUGUAAUAAAUUUUAAUUAUAUCA
Molecule: messenger RNA, 2382 nt
Organism: Aethina tumida (small hive beetle)
Lineage: Eukaryota; Metazoa; Arthropoda; Insecta; Coleoptera; Nitidulidae
Product: adenylosuccinate synthetase
Exons: 6
Coding region: 47-1423 (458 amino acids)
Biological process (GO): 'de novo' AMP biosynthetic process; IMP metabolic process
Cellular component (GO): cytoplasm
Molecular function (GO): GTP binding; adenylosuccinate synthase activity
Source: RefSeq, a predicted model, not a curated record